Molecule: messenger RNA, 474 nt
Organism: Grosmannia clavigera kw1407
Lineage: Eukaryota; Fungi; Ascomycota; Sordariomycetes; Ophiostomatales; Ophiostomataceae
Exons: 2
Coding region: 1-474 (157 amino acids)
Source: RefSeq, a predicted model, not a curated record
AUGGCCGAAGAACCCAACGUGGAGAACAAUGCCCGGGGACCUUCCCCCGAAUUUACAUUCCCAGAGCCCAACCCACAGGAGGCCAUGCUCUUUUUCAACAUUAUCAAGAAUGUCUCCAACCUGCCCGAUAUCAACUGGGAUAACGUUGCCACUGACUCUGGAUUCAAGAAUGCUGCUGUUGCAAAGAAGCGAUUCUACCAGAUCAAGCAGAAGCUUGGACUCGAUAACAACAACCUAUCCGGGUGUUCUACAAGCAAACCUGGUCGCAAACCCAAAGCCACGGGAAGUACAUUCACAUCUGAGGCCGCCCAAGGGGCCGCCACGAGUGAUACUAUUCGGAAGCCUGUGGCCUCGCCCAAAGUGACCAAACGCCGGAAGGCUGUAAAGACAGAGAAACAAGGAACCGCACAUGCUCCGAAGGACGGCUAUUCUCCCACAAAAACCGGCGUCAAGACUGAAGACGCGAAUUUUUAA